This is a messenger RNA of Coffea eugenioides, 2910 nucleotides long. RefSeq names its product katanin p80 WD40 repeat-containing subunit B1 homolog. Bases 127 to 2385 code for a protein of 752 amino acids. Gene Ontology annotation, biological process: microtubule severing; microtubule depolymerization. Gene Ontology annotation, molecular function: microtubule binding. The transcript has 18 exons. Gene Ontology annotation, cellular component: katanin complex. Lineage: Eukaryota; Viridiplantae; Streptophyta; Magnoliopsida; Gentianales; Rubiaceae. The record is from RefSeq and is a predicted model, not a curated record.
GCUAGGGCUUUUUUUUUUUAUAAAUUAAAUUUUGGAGUUUUAAAAAAUCUGGUUCUGCUGUGGCUGCAGCAUUGCGCAUUGCUGAUAAUAAUUCCGACUGGACUGCCUUUCGACCUCUCUUUCUCCAUGACAACCACCAAACGUGCUUAUAAGCUACAGGAAUUUGUAGCUCAUUCGCAGAGUGUCAACUGUCUCAAGAUUGGGAGGAAAUCCUCCAGGGUUCUGGUCACCGGAGGAGAAGAUCACAAGGUUAAUCUCUGGGCCAUCGGCAAGCCCAAUGCCGUUCUGAGCUUGUCUGGCCAUUCAAGCGGAAUAGAUUCUGUUAGCUUUGAUUCUUCAGAAGUGUUGGUAGCUGCUGGAGCUGCUAGUGGUACUAUCAAGCUUUGGGAUUUGGAGGAGGCCAAGAUUGUUCGCACCCUCACUGGUCAUCGAUCAAACUGCAUUUCUUUGGACUUUCACCCCUUUGGGGAGUUCUUUGCGUCUGGCUCCUUGGACACCAAUUUAAAGAUAUGGGAUAUCAGAAGGAAAGGCUGUAUACACACUUACAAGGGGCACACUCGAGGUGUCAAUGCCAUCCGGUUUACACCAGAUGGUCGUUGGGUUGUCUCUGGUGGAGAGGACAACACUGUGAAGCUGUGGGAUUUAACAGCGGGAAAGCUGUUGCAUGAUUUUAAGUGUCAUGAUGGCCAGAUUCAGUGCAUUGAUUUUCAUCCCCAUGAGUUCCUACUGGCAACAGGUUCAGCUGACAAAACUGUGAAAUUUUGGGAUCUUGAAACGUUUGAACUGAUAGGCUCUUCUGGGCCUGAGACCACAGGAGUGCGUUGCAUGACUUUUAAUCCUGAUGGUAAAACACUUCUCUGUGGGCUGCACGAGAGCUUGAAGGUUUACUCUUGGGAACCAAUCCGCUGUCAUGAUACAGUCGACGUGGGGUGGUCAAGAUUGUCUGACCUUAGUAUUGAUGAAGGAAAGCUUCUUGGAUGUUCAUAUAACCAGAGUUGUGUCGGCGUAUGGGUUGUAGACAUCUCUCGAAUUGAGCCUUAUGCGAUGGGAAGCACAACUCUGUUAAAUGGCCAAUCAGAAAUGAAAUCCGGUUCAAGUGGGAAUCUGUCUGUGCCUGUUGAGGAUAUUGCUAAAGCCAGUUUGGGCAGGCUGUCCAUUUUACAAAAUUCAGAUUCAGUAAAAGAAGCUAAAUCUUCUGGUCGACUUUCCACAUCGCAAAACUCAGACCUCAACAAGGAAUCUAAACCUCUUUCAUCUACUGGAACUGUACCUGGUACUCCUCACAGGGUAAAUCUUGGUGCUGGUCAAAAAGUUGCUCCAAUUGGUAAUGCAGUUGUUCCCAAUGUAGCAGCCCCAAAGAGAAAUGCUGUAAAAGUCCAGCCAGUGGCUACCACUUCAAUCAUCAACAGGUCAGACGUGAUACCUGUGGUUGUCCCACGAAAUAAUUUGAGGUUCGAACAGGCAGCAGAAUCAAGGAAAGAGGGAAUCAUUGCAAGAACAAUGCCAUUAUCCUUGCAAUCAAGAGGAUCUUCUAAUAUCAGAGAUGAAAUUGAGAGGCCAAUUGCUUCUCCAAAGCCUGAAAGUCAGGUUGCAAAGGCAGCUGAUUUGAGUGGACUUACAGAAAGGAAGACUAUUCCUGCAGAUGAAACUCGUGGCCCAAAUGUUAAUAGAGAAUCAAAUAUGAGUGAAGGUAAAAGAGCAGGAAGAACACGUUCGCUGGUCGCCAACUGGGAGAGGAGAGAGAGAGUAACUUAUAGUGAGGGUCUUGCCACCAGCAAUAUUCCUGUGACAAUUCAUGCCAUAAACACUCGAACAACUAGUGUGGGAGGCCAGACUUUAACACCUGAAAGUGAGAUGGUUUCUACUAGUGAAGAGGAUGUUAUUGCUGACUUGAUGAAACAUCAUGACGAAUUUGUUGGCUCAAUGCAUUCACGUUUAAUUAAAUUGCAGAUGAUCCAUAACCACUGGCAAAGGCAUGAUGUUAAAGGUGCCCUUAGUGCAAUGGAGAAGAUGGGCGAUCAUGGAGUCAUUGCCGAUGUAAUAAGCCUUGUGACAGAAAAAGCUGAUAUUGUAACAUUAGAUAUCUGCACCUGUCUCCUGCCACUUCUCAAUGGGCUUCUUGAAAGUGAGAUGGACAGGCAUCAAAAUAUCUCAUUGGAGAUGCUUCUGAAGCUGGUCAGAGUAUUUGGGUCAGUAAUAUAUUCUUCUAUAUCAGCACCUUCAUCCGUAGGAGUGGAUAUUGAGGCAGAGCAAAGGUUGGAACGCUGCAAUACAUGCUUUGUUGAGCUUGAAAAGGUUAAGCGUUGCUUGCCUGUACUUUGCAGAAGAGGUGGUUCAAUUGCCAAGUCGGCACACGAGUUAAAUCUAGCACUUCAAGAAGUUUAGUUUCAUGAGGAAAGUGUGUAUUGAUUGAGUAGUUUAGUUGCAAAUAUUGGAUUGACACCUAACAUGUUUCUCCAAGAAGACUGUGGGACUUGAUCGCAGUCGUGCCAAGUGGAGGCUGCUAAUUCAUUCAUUUAACUCAAGGUUGAAAGCUGAGUGAGAAAUGGCCUUUUGCUUUCAUCUGCUUGAACAGAUACUGCGCCCCAUCAACUUUACCUGGUGGAGAAUGCUUAGGUCUAAUUCUUAGCUAACCCAAUAUCAUGAAAUGCUAAUCUUUAGUUGUAGGCUUAUUGGGUAAAUCAUGUAUUGCUGUAAUGUAGUUAGGUACUAGCAAAUAGAUGCGAGCUGGGGAGAUGUAAUAGAAGCUUGUAUGUGCCAUUUACACAUCAGAUAUGGCUUUUUGGUGUCUGUGUGUCGAAAAGCUUAGUAUAACUGUAUGUCUGUAUUGCCUCCUGACAUUCUUAUGAUUUGAAUUACCACUACUUUCAAUUGUCAAAUCAUAUGGAAAGAGAUGGAAGAAUUUUUAAA